Messenger RNA from Aspergillus pseudonomiae, 2264 nucleotides. Its product is annotated as glycoside hydrolase family 72 protein. Gene Ontology annotation, cellular component: cytoplasm; fungal-type cell wall. The transcript has 5 exons. Bases 117 to 1868 code for a protein of 583 amino acids. Gene Ontology annotation, molecular function: 1,3-beta-glucanosyltransferase activity. Gene Ontology annotation, biological process: fungal-type cell wall (1->3)-beta-D-glucan biosynthetic process. Lineage: Eukaryota; Fungi; Ascomycota; Eurotiomycetes; Eurotiales; Aspergillaceae. The record is from RefSeq and is a predicted model, not a curated record.
UGCAGUACUUAGCCGAAAUUAUAGUCUCCUGGUCCAGUCGAUGGUCUCCUCAACCUCAAUAGUGGAGAAAACUGCCCUUAGGCACAUCCUCUCGCAUUAGGAGCCGACUAGCAUGAAUGAGGCAGGAUGAUAGUGCAGUCCGACAAUGGUAUCUUUUGAUGCAGGGGCGCUUCAACUCUAGCGUUGCCUACCUCCACCCAAUUCACACGUCGAGUUCUUUUAAGUCUUUUUCGUCCCUGUGGCAUGGGCUGUGUUGUGUGAGAUUUUCCACGCUGACGGGUGUCUCCCUGAUGUCAGGGUCCGCCUUGGCCAGUAUCCCACAUAUCGAGAUCAAGGGCUCCAAGUUUUUCUACUCCAAUAACGGAACUGAAUUUUACAUCCGAGGUGUGGCCUAUCAGGAGGAUUACACUGGUGGCGGAGCUGGUGGAAAUGGUCAAUCCAGCAACCGCUACGUCGACCCUUUGGCGGAUGCGUCCAAAUGCGAGCGUGAUAUCCCCUAUCUUCAGCAACUGCGGACGAACGUCAUCCGGACCUACGCAGUCGACCCGGGCCAGAAUCAUGACGACUGCAUGCAAAAGCUGACCGACGCAGGCAUCUAUGUCAUCACCGAUCUAGCGUCCCCCGAUGAGUCUAUCACGUCCGAUUCCCCCGAGUGGACAGUCGACCAGUACACUCGCUACACUAGUGUCAUUGAUGCAUUCCACCAGUAUGACAAUGUCAUUGGUUUCUUCGCCGGAAACGAGGUAGUCAACAGGGCAAACGAGUCCACUGGCGCUGCCUUCGUCAAAGCUGCUGCAAGAGAUAUGAAAGCCUAUAUCAAGGACCAGGGGUACCGGGAAUCUCUCGGUAUCGGAUAUGCGACCACCGACAAUCCAGACAUUCGUGUGCCGAUCUCUGAUUACCUCAACUGCGGCGACAAGUCUGAGUCCGUCGAUUUCUUCGGCUACAAUAUCUAUGAGUGGUGCGGUGAUAAAACCUUCCAAACCUCGGGAUAUGAAAACCGAACGAAUGAAUACAAAGACUAUUCCAUUCCCAUCUUCUUCUCUGAAUAUGGAUGCAACGAUGAGAAGCCCCGCAAGUUCAGCGAUGUUCCUGUGCUCUUCGGUCCCCAGAUGGAGGAUGUCUGGAGCGGCGGUAUCGUCUACAUGUACUUCGAAACGGAAAACGACUACGGUUUAGUCUCAGUCGAUGGCAAGUCUAUCAAGACUGAAGCAGACUUCGGAUCCUACUCCAAGCAAAUCCAGUCUGCCACACCCACCGGCAUCAACAGCGCCAGCUACUCCCCCACCAACUCCCCCCGCGCCUGUCCCACCGUCGAUGACAUGUGGCUCGCCAAGUCGAGCCCCCUUCCCCCAUCUCCAAACAAGGACCUCUGCUCUUGUAUGGUGUCCAGCUUGUCUUGCGUGGUCAGUGACUCCGUCAAGGCAGAACAAUACGGCGAGCUUUUCGGUCAAGUCUGCGGGUAUGGCCAGGGUAUCUGUGACGGCAUCUCUCACAACGCUACGACUGGUGGCUAUGGUUCCUACAGCGUCUGUUCGAGCAAGGACCAGUUGUCCUUCGUCCUUGAUCAGUAUUAUAAAGACCAGGGUAAGCGCAAGUCCGCCUGUGAUUUCGACGGUGCAGCGUCGAUUCAGUCUGCCAAGGAUCUGUCUGGCACCUGCAAGUCUUUGGUCAGCCAGGCGGGGUCUGCGGGCACAGGCAAGGUGACUUCUCGUCCUACCGGUGAUGGCAGCGCAGCUAGUACCUCUACUUCUGAGGGCGCAGCUGCCGGUGUUGUGAGCCCUGUUGCUGUUCGGGUGAGUGGUUGGUUCGGUGUGGCGUACUUUGUUGCGGCGGCGGCGGCUGGUUUCCUGAUGGUCUCUCUGUAGACUCAGUGUAUUUGAACAUAUCUUGUGUAUGGUAUAGGGUAUAUAGCUUUAAGGUGAAGGACAAUUGUUGGCUUCACCUUGCUGCGAAACGGACUUUCUCUAUUUGGUAUAGUUUUCUUUGUUAUAUAGCACAUUCUUCUUGCAAGCGGUGUGUGCUAUAGCCCCCUGUAACUCGAAGGGAUCACAACUCGAACACCACAGAAGGCAGUCAUCAUAGCCUGGUCUACAUAGGAGAGCGAUAUACCGUAAAUACUGCUCGGGUCACCUGCGAUCACAUCUACCUUUCUUCAGAUCAUACGGAUCUACCAGAAUUGCCAAGCGUCAGGUCCUUGUACAUCCCUGUCUUCGAACGGUAUCUGUACCCCUCAGUGAUCAGUUGGAUUAUCUCUUCAUUAC